Molecule: messenger RNA, 2044 nt
Organism: Striga asiatica
Lineage: Eukaryota; Viridiplantae; Streptophyta; Magnoliopsida; Lamiales; Orobanchaceae
Source: the annotation of a GenBank genome assembly
UGCUGGUUAUAAAUUGCAUAAUAAUAAAAUUAUUUUUUAAAAGAAUAUCUAUGUUUUUACAAUGAACUAUUCUUCGAAAAAUUUAAUCCGAAAAACGUAUGUUAAUAGGACAUUGAAUACCUCCCAAAUGCUCUUCCCCAGACAAAAUACUUCUUGAUUUUGUUAAAUCAAUGGCGCAUUGCUGCUUGAAAAUGACAUUUCUUAGUAACACAAAUUCAACGAAUCAUACGCAGGUUACCUGAAAUCUGUAUCUCUAUCUGUUUUCUUACAUAGAUUUGCUUUAGCUCAACCUGUUACCUGAGUGUGAUUAAAGAGUCUUGAAAAGAAAAGGAGAAAAAUUGCCAUCGGAUUUUUCAUUAAUUUCCUUUUUUUCUUUUCUUGUUUGUUUCACAUUUUCUUGUAAUUUUCCGGCGACCCCAAAGACUUGUGUUGUUUUUUGUUUUUUUGCUUUUUUUUCGAUUCCUUGUUUUUUCCGUCCUUCUUCGAUCUUCCAAUUUCACUAUAUAAUCGGAAAAGCUAUAAUCUUUCUGGUUUAUUGGGCUCCAUUAUUGUGUCAAUUAGCUGAAAGAUACCAUCUUGCUUUUUCUCUUUUGUUCGAUUGUAUAAUAAGUAAAGAAUAAAUCAGUUAAUGGCGAAUGCAUCUGGGAUUUCUACUCCCACAGCGGCCGGCGUGGGGAGGAGAUUUUCGCCGUCGAUAGGCAUUUAUCGAUCUGGGUUUUGGUUCUCUGAGGGCGUGGCCAGGAGAAUAAUGUGCUCCAGCUCUACUCAGAGCGACAAGACGCUCUCCCCUUCUGAUUCGAGAGCUCCUAGGCUCGUAAGCCGAGGCUGCAAGUUAGUUGGAUGUGGGUCUGCUCUACCGAGUCUCCAAAUAUCCAAUAACGACCUCUCGAAAAUUGUCGAUACUAAUGAUGAAUGGAUAUCAGUUCGGACCGGAAUUCAAAAUCGAAGAAUACUUGCUGGGAAAGAUAGUCUAACUGGCCUAGCUGUAGAGGCAUCACAGAAAGCUCUUGAUAUGGCGGGGCUUAGUCCUGAUGACGUGGAUCUCGUGCUAUUGUGUACUUCGACUCCAGAGGACUUGUUUGGCAGUGCCCCACAGAUUCAAAAGGCACUUGGAUGCAAAAACAACCCGUUAGCAUAUGACAUUACUGCUGCCUGCAGUGGUUUCAUUUUGGGCCUAGUUUCAGCAGCUUGCUACAUUAGAGGGGGUGGCUUUAAAAAUGUUUUGGUGAUUGGGGCCGAUGCAUUGUCUCGCUAUGUCGAUUGGACUGAUAGAGGAUCGUGUAUCCUCUUUGGUGAUGCUGCUGGUGCCUUUUUAGUACAGGCAUGUGACAGUGAAGAGGAUGGUUUAUUCGCUUUCGACAUGCACAGUGACGGUGAAGGGCAGAGGCACUUGAAAGCUAAUAUUAAGGAAAAUGAGAAAGAUCACUUAUUGGGCACAAACGGGUCGCUCCUUGGGAUUCUACCGAAAGACACGUCUUACUCGUGCAUCCAAAUGAACGGGAAAGAGGUGUUCCGAUUCGCAGUUCGUGUCGUCCCACAAUCGAUUGCUUUGGCCUUAGAAAAGGCGGGCCUAAGUGGAUCCAAUGUAGAUUGGUUGCUUCUUCACCAGUUACAUGUUGUUUUAACCAUAUACUGCGAUUACAACGCAAACCAAAGAAUCAUUGAUGCUGUAGCCACACGGCUAGAAAUCCCGGGCGAACGAGUGAUAUCCAACCUGGCGAAUUAUGGCAACACGAGCGCUGCAUCGAUCCCUUUGGCAUUGGACGAGGCCGUUAGAAGUGGGAAGGUCAAAAGUGGUCAAACUUUAGCUACUGCAGGUUUUGGGGCCGGGCUCACGUGGGGGUCGGCCAUAAUCAGAUGGGGAUGAUUGAUUUAGUCGUUUUUUCGGUUUUCCUGUUUUGGAUUCAUGUAGAUUGUAAUUUUUUUUUUGAAUUAUUUAUUAUUCUUUUUCUUUGGUCGUUGGCAAUGGAAUGCAUAAAAUGUAUGAUGAACUUUGGUUUUACUUGCAUGCAAUUUUCAGUUGGCCUGAGCACGGAAAUGCCAC